Drosophila eugracilis is the source of this 1389-nucleotide messenger RNA. RefSeq names its product E3 ubiquitin-protein ligase RNF185-like. The record is from RefSeq and is a predicted model, not a curated record. Gene Ontology annotation, molecular function: metal ion binding; ubiquitin protein ligase activity; ubiquitin-like protein conjugating enzyme binding. Gene Ontology annotation, cellular component: endoplasmic reticulum. NCBI's taxonomy places the organism in Eukaryota, Metazoa, Arthropoda, Insecta, Diptera, Drosophilidae. Bases 165 to 989 code for a protein of 274 amino acids. The transcript has 4 exons. Gene Ontology annotation, biological process: ubiquitin-dependent protein catabolic process.
GAAAAUGAUAAUAAAUGACCAUAAAAUACCUUGACAAUAAAAUAUAUCAUGUGACUUCUACACAAAUAUUACAUGGAGUGCAUAAAAAGUUUAAUUUUACUUGUUUUCACGUACAUAUGUAACAGUUUAAAAGAUUGACCAGCUAUCAGCAUCCUGGGCAAACCAUGGAAGAGCCAAAACUGGCAAACUCACAGGAGCUGCCCACUACAUCAUCCGGGGCAUCAUCCUCAAGCACAUUGCCCGAAAACGUGAGCUACGACAAGAUCGCCUGGACUCGGGAUAUUACAGAACCUUUGGCGGAAGAGUCCUCUACAAGUCAAUUGCGACCGCUUGGAACAUCAAUUCCAUGUGAUCCGCUGGCAGAAACUAAUACAUCCACUACAUCGUAUUCUUUUACGGGCGAUUACCUUUCUGGUGGCAAGAUUUCCGAUUUAAAGUCCGGAUAUACGUCAGCUGGCACUGAAAGUGCCACGAAAUCGACCGAAAAGGAAAAAGAAAAAGAGAAGGAGAAUGAUGAAUCGCUAUACGAGUGCAAUAUAUGCCUGGACACAGCCAAGGAUGCUGUGGUCAGCAUGUGCGGACAUCUGUUUUGCUGGCCAUGUUUACAUCAGUGGCUCUUGACACGACCCAAUCGCAAACUCUGUCCCGUUUGCAAGGCUGCUGUCGAUAAGGAUAAAGUUAUACCGCUCUACGGAAGGAAUAGUACACACCAGGAAGAUCCUCGAAAUAAAGUUCCACCACGACCCGCUGGUCAUCGUACAGAGCCAGAACCUGCUCCUGGAUUUCCUGGAUUCGGAUUCGGGGACGGUUUUAACAUGUCGUUUGGUAUUGGGGCUUUUCCUUUUGGUUUUAUAACAUUAUUAAAUUUUGGCGAACAGCGUCCUGCUGCUGCUAAUCGCGGUACAACGCAAUAUGAGAUCGAGACAACCCUUUCUAAGCUGUUUUUGUAUCUGUUCCUUUUGUACAUGGGUUGGCUGUUUUUUACAUAACAAUCUCCAAUUGCAUAAAAACAUCACACUGAUAUAAAGAACUUAUAUUCAAUUGUGCAUGGAAAGCGUCCGAAGUAAUCAUAUUGCAGUAUCCUCCAGUUAAAACAACAAGAUUUCUAAACAUGUUGGGUAAAUGUCGUUGGUGUAAUUAAUUAAUAUAAAUGUAAUACUUUUUGGUUAAAAUUCUGCUCUGAGAAUAUCUAAUGAAGAAAUCGAUUUGAAAUGUGAAAUCCAAAAUUGUUUUAAAAAAGUUCAGGAUGCCCUACGACGACUCUCAACAUUAAAAACUGAAAGCUUAGUCAUUUCUUCUGUUAGUUCUCGGAUCGCAUUGAUUUAAUUAAAAAGUAGUUGUCAAAAAUUGUAAAAAAAAUAUAUAUAAUAAACUCGAUUAAAAAGUGAA